This is a messenger RNA of Cylindrotheca closterium, 1383 nucleotides long. The record is from the annotation of a GenBank genome assembly. Lineage: Eukaryota; Bacillariophyta; Bacillariophyceae; Bacillariales; Bacillariaceae.
AUGCUCCGUCAAACCAUCAUUGUCAAUGAGGGCGACUCUCCAUUGGCAUACAAGUCCAGGGAAGUCACUAAUCCAGUGAUGCAAUAUGUCAGUUUUUUCGACAACAACUUUGAGCGCAAGCGAAAGGUUGAAGUUUGGAAUGGUGCAAGUGGAAAGAAUGUUGAACCACUCCUCAGGUCCAUUCAAUCCUUUCGCAACAUUGCUUCAGAGUGGGGACUCAAUCAGGGUCGUCAAAAGAAGGCCUUGUUCAAGCAAUUCCUCACUGCUGAACCGCACAUGACCUAUCAGAGAAUUUCUGAUACUCAUGGGAACUCAGUUCAGGACUUUGAAGACUCUGUUGAUGAGUUCAUUUGCGAAUACACUGGUGAAAAUCCCAAGUAUCAGGCGAACAUGUAUCUCUUUGACACUUCCAAUCACAUUCGCAAACCGUAUAAUACAGAAAUUGGAAUUCACACAAAUCGCUUGAAAACCCUAUUUAUGUAUCACAAUAUACUUCCUAGAAAUUGUUCCAACGUGAACGAUGAAAACGAUCCAGCGCAAAUCCGGAAUAGAAAGAUGGCACUGUUUUGCUCCUUUCCAAUUUAUUGGCAGGGAGACUUUAUCAAUUCGCAGAAUGAUCCGGCGAGCGACGAUAAUAUUAUGUGGAAAGAUAUUGUCAGUUGGAUGACACAGAAGAAAAGAACAGUGGACAGAAAGAAGCUUGUGCAGGAGAGUUCUCAACGUCAAACUCGACCUGGUAAUCGCACAGGCGGUAGAGGCCUUCACCAAAAUCGUUUUGGUGGUGGUGGUGGUCGUGGUCAUGGUCAUGGUCAUGGUCAUGGUCAUGGUCAUGGUCAUGGUCAUGGUCGACCAAGCAAUGGUUAUCAACCAUAUCCAAGACCCUCGAACUCUCCAAGAUAUUCUCAAGGGAAUUCACAAGGUUUUCAACGUGGAGGCAAUUCCCAGCAACAGAACCAAGGACGAUUUCAGCCAAGAAACCCCAACAAUGGUGGCAGAGGCCGUGGAUUUAAUGGCCAGGGCAGUGGACGCUCCCAAUCUGGCCGUUUUCAGCCAGGACGAAACUAUCAAGGCAGAGGCCAAUCACAGCAACAACAGAGUCAAAACUACUAUGCUGAGUCGCACUACAAUCAAGAAGCUGAAAGCUUUGCUGCGGAAGGCAGCGUUCCUGAAUGGAACCAAGACGGAAUGUCUUAUGGUGGAAUGCCAAGUGCUGAGCAGUACCAGCAUCAAGAACACUAUUAUCAAGCUGAAGAAAACCAGCAACCAUGGAAUGAUCAAUUCAACUUUGAACAGGAAGAAUAUUAUCCUGAAGAACAGGAGGCGCAGGAACAUUUUUCCUAUGAUGAGGAUUCGCCUUUUUCCUUUCAUGAAGAGCAUUACUGA